Plodia interpunctella (Indianmeal moth) is the source of this 1801-nucleotide messenger RNA. RefSeq lists its product as uncharacterized. Gene Ontology annotation, biological process: DNA replication checkpoint signaling; DNA damage response; replication fork processing. Lineage: Eukaryota; Metazoa; Arthropoda; Insecta; Lepidoptera; Pyralidae. Gene Ontology annotation, molecular function: DNA binding. Gene Ontology annotation, cellular component: replication fork protection complex; nucleus. The transcript is spliced from 5 exons. The record is from RefSeq and is a predicted model, not a curated record. Bases 143 to 1801 code for a protein of 552 amino acids.
UUAAACGUCAAUGUCUUUCAUUCAAAAUACCAAAAGUCAAGAAAAGGAGUCGUAUCGUAAUUUAAUUUAUUUACAUUGGUUUUGUAUUUAGUAUUAGUAUUACAUACAUUAGUUUUGGUUGAAUUUUGUGAAUAAAUAAAGCAUGUCGCUCCUUGAGGAUGUAUUUCUUGAAGACGAAGCCGGUGAGGCUGAAGAGUUGGAGCGUGUUAUUGAAGGCGAUGAGUUUGACGAAAGACCAGCUCCACAAUCCGGUGAAGAUAGUAAUGAUAACAGCGAAAAAGAAGAUGAAGCAGAGGAAGACAAAAGGCGUGUCGAUCCAAGUAAAGCUCAAACGAAAAGAGUCUCAAAAAAUCCAAGAGUAAUUUUGAAUCCAGCACGACUAACUGGUCCCAGAGGAAUACAGGUUAUUCCAGACCAUUUCAAGGAUUUUAAAUUCAAAGGAAAGGGUCACGAGAAAGAAGAUUUGGACCUUGUCCUGAAGAAGUUGGAGCACUGGGCCUACAGGUUGUAUCCCAAGUUCCAAUUCGAAGAUUGCUUGAAGAAAAUUGAGACUUUAGGCAAAAAGCGGCCAGUAAUGGUACACCUCCACAAAAUAAGGUCAGACCAGUACAUAUCAGACGAGGUGGUGGUGCAGAGGGACUCCAGUGACGAGGCUGAGCCGGCCGAGGAAGACGAAUUUGAUAAGCUACUGCAGCAGCAGAUUGAACUGGCCCGGGCAACUCCGGCCAGCUCUAAGAAAGGGUUUCCUACUCCUAGGGUUGAUACACCGUCGUUUUCAAUGCCCAAAGCCACAUCAUCACCUUCUAUCAGCGACGAACAGAAAGAGAGAAUGAUUAGAAACAGAAGAUUGGCUGAAGAGAGACGUUUGGCUAGACUGAGAAACGCUGAACAUAACAUAUCUGUUAUAAACGAAGUACCCAUUGAAGUAGAAGACAAUCAAAACAAAUUUAAUGUUGAGCAUAAUGAAAAUAUUGUAAAUGAUGUGCCAAUUGUAGUUGAAAAUCAUCAAAAUGGAUUUAAUGUGAACCAUAGUAAAAACCACACUGUAAAUGAUGAGCCUAUAGAUGUAGAAAAUCAAAUUCAUUCUAGAAAAAAGUAUAAUAGGUCAAAUACUAUAGACAGUUCAGAUAAUGACUGUGACGAACUGGUAGUGAAUGAGGCUAUAACUGUUGAUGUACAUGAUACUAGACCUGAUAUUGAUGUAAAUAAAGAUCAAUUAAACAGACCAGUUGACAGAAAACGUAAUAGAUCUAAAAUUGACAGUUCAGAUGAAGAGAUAGUUAAAAUUGAUGACGAAAAUCAUGUAACAGAAGUUAAUGGACCAAUAAAAAAACACAAUCUUAUCAUAGAUUCUGAUGAUGCAGUAUCAAACAAUAUCGAAGAUAGACCUGAUAUUGUAAAUGAUAAGAGUCAAAGUGACUUAGUGACGGAUAUUGAAGAAAAUGCUGAAGUUUCAAAAAAUGCUACAGAUAAUCAAGUUACACAAAAUGAGACUGACAAAGAGGUAACAAAUGAAAUACCGAAUGAAUUUGAACUCAAUACUGAUGAAGAAUUAUCGAGUGAAUCUAUAAAUCGUGAAAAUGAUUUGGUUUCAGCUGAUCAUAGUGAAACUAAUGAAGGUGUUAGUUCAAAAGCUAAUACUGACAGCAAAAAAUGUGCUGAAAAUUACAUUACAACCGAAGAAUUAAAGAGUCUAAACAGUGCUGAAAUUGAAAUGUUACCUUCAAACAAUAAGGAAAAUAUUGAUGAUAACAAUGUGGAUUUAGAACUAAUGGAUGUGGAUUUCAACGAGGACUUUUAG